Sphaeramia orbicularis (orbiculate cardinalfish) is the source of this 5276-nucleotide messenger RNA. RefSeq names its product WD repeat-containing protein 49-like. The coding region runs from base 2315 to 4936 and encodes 873 amino acids. The transcript has 18 exons. Gene Ontology annotation, molecular function: protein binding. The record is from RefSeq and is a predicted model, not a curated record. NCBI's taxonomy places the organism in Eukaryota, Metazoa, Chordata, Actinopteri, Kurtiformes, Apogonidae.
UCAUUAUAUUUGUCCAAACAAAUCUACCUUUAAUUGUACCAGGCAUUAAAAUGAACAAGAAAUUGAUGAAAACAAGGGUGGUCUAAUAAUUUUUUCCAUGACUGUAUAUACAUAACAUUUGGUUACAACUCAUCUAUAGUAACACAUAUCUAGCAUGUACGUCUGGUCUGCACCAAGUCCAGUGUCUAAAUACGUUUUAUUAGAUGACAAAUUCAAGACCUGUAAAAUGUCUGAAUGUAUGAAGGGGUGUCUGAGAUGUUUGUUUUUUGUGCUCUUCUGUUGUAUUUUGUUUCAUUCAGUGCUGGUAAUACAGAUGUAUUACCAGCAAAGCUAUUAUGGUGCUUGAAAAGAGAUUCAGACCUGAGCCAACAUCAACAGUAAGCAUUCAUUUUCUGUAAUGUUAAAACAAGUCCAAAUUGUGCCACUGAGGAAACUGCUGAAACACAGCUGCAAUUGUACAAACACCGUAGUGUUAAAAAACAAGUUAGCUUGUAGAGUGCACCUUUAAAACUGUGUUUGAGGGCAGUAAAUGACAUUCUGACAGUGAAGGAAGUGUAAAGCAGCAGAGACAGAAAUACGAAAAGUGUGGGAAGAAGGCGGCGAAUGGUUUCACAGAGUCAUUGUAAUGUCUUCUAGAAAUCCACUGAACACCAUAACAAAUAAACACAUUUCCUACUUUUUACAUGAAAGUUAAAGCAGGUUUGGAUUCAUUUGAUAUAGUUGUGACAUAACUCUGUCUUCAUCAAUGUGACCACCAUCACUUUCAUUGACGGUGCAAGAUUCCCCUCAAGAAUUAAAGAGUCAUACAGAGUGUAUGGAUGGGAAAUACUUUUCUUUGUACUGCAAAUAAAAGAGUUUGAACAUAUGAGAAAGAUUUUCAAAAGUGGGUCUCUCUUCAGAUUUGCAUUGUUGUAUGAAAGUGCUUCAUUUCUGCUCAGUUGCCCUUGCAUUCUCUUUCUUCGACUGCACGCCUUUCCUCCCAGUACUAAGAUCCGUACCAAUUUUCUCCCAUUCCAGCAACUUCAUUCUUCUCCCUGUAUAAUAGUGGAUUUUCCAUGGUGGAUUUAUGGCGGGCUAUUUUGGGCUCUGUACUGGCUCCUACAUGCACUGCUGUAAUCCAAUUGUGAUAGUGUUAAUUUUUAAAGCUUUAUUAUUGAAAUUGCUGAGACCUAAUUUUCUGAUCCUGUCACUGUUGACGACCGCUGUAAUCAGCUAAUUCAAGUUAUUCCAGGCCAUUAAGUCACACACAGGGAUUGGUCGUGGUCACUGAAGCAGCAGGGAGGCUGAGAUAAUAUCUAUGUUGGAUGUAUAGCUUUUGUGCAUUUUGAGACUUGCACUUUUACAGACAAUGAAUCUGUUUCAGUUUAACAAAUCCCUCCGAGACUUUUUUUUUUCUCCUUUGUUGUUGUUGCUGUGUGUACAGCAUUGACUGACCCACAGGUUGUCGUCUCUAAGGCAUUUGAAUUGAACUAUAAAGCUCUAGUGGUGUGUGUCCAGGUCCAGGUUUUUAGUUGCUGUAUGGACACUUUUAUGCACAGCAGUAGAAUAAUGUUGUGUAUUGUGUUACGUUUGGCUACAACGUGUGUGUGCGCAGGUUGUAUAGAGGAUAAUUGUACCUCACACAGAUUAUCUUCCCUUCGUUGCCUAAUCUGUGAAUAGAAGUGACACACACACAUACACACACUUUCAUUGUGGUACAUGCGAUAAAGCUCGGACUCAAACACAACUUGGUUGCCAGGAAACUUAGUCUGAGUCUUUGAGAGUGAGGGAUAAUAAAAGCAAAGAAUUGUGUGUUUCACGUUGUGUGUGUGUUUGUAUGUAUGUGUGUGGCCUCUGCCACUGUCUGGACUACUGGGGGCAGUUAGUUAACUCUCUGCGGGUGUGUGUGCUGCAGCCUGGGCUGUUAGCGUUGAUUGCUUUUCAGACAUUGCUGGCUUUGACAAACCACUGGACACAAAGCUCAGACUCUUACUUGGCUCUCGGAACGUGUUACAUCUCCUCCGGACAAGACCCAGCUGAGGACAAGACAGACCAUCCAGAGACUUAAAACUUAUUAUAAUGUCAUACAGUCAAAAAUGGUUCAUGAUUAAAACCUGCUUGACAGUGAUGUUAACAUUCUUAUAAAACUCUCCUGACACAAAGUUACAGUCCGGUAAUAAGAUGGAUUUUUUGGACAGUUCGACUCUACUGGAUGUUCUGGCCAACUCUAAUAAAUUGCAGAUAGAAAUUCAGCAGUAACAGUAUCAAGAGUUGACUGAGAACCUGACGGGGCCAUCCAGGAAGGUGUGAAGUGACCCAGGUCUGAGCUGUUACCAUGGGAACGAGGAUGGAGGUGGCACAGCUUGAGAGCAGGAUGAGCACUGAGGACUAUAGAAAGCUGCAGAGCCUUUUCCUGGACUCCUUAGGUGCAUCUCGCUCCUUGUCCAGAGGUGAAUUCAUUGAUCUAGCCUGGUCAUCGGUUGGUCAUGGCUCCAAAGAGGAGUAUGGCCUCCUGUUUGACAGCGUGGUCAUCACCCAGGAGCACCGUGGCCUCCUACUAGACAGUGAUGCUGUGAAGGAGGAAGGCCUGGUUGACUGGGCAGGGCUGUGCUCUUUUCUGGUGCUGCAGCUCUCUGAUAAAGUCAAGAACACCAGAGUCAGUCGUGUUCCUUGCUGGAAGCCGCCGCGCACUUUGACUUACCCACACAGAGACCCACUUCAGAAGGUGUUGUACCUGCAGAGUUCAGGUCAGUAUCUGACAGUGAGUAAAGGGGGAACUGUGGGGCUACGAGAUGGAGAGGACAUGUCCCUGGUUCACACACAUCGACUGCAAAACAGCACAGUCAGACCCAAAGACCUUUGGGUCACAGAUAUGGUGCUGCUGCACAACGUACAGAAGGUGGCUGUGUCAUUCACAAGUAAGGAGGUGUGUUUUUAUGAUAUAAUCUCAAAACAGGACUUCAUCUGCAAGUAUAAACUCCAGGGUUUAAAGUUUACUCCCUGGUGUCUGGACUACUGGGUGGAUCCUUCACACCCGGAUCAGGCUAUCCUCACUAUUGGAGACACUGGAGGACAGGUUUGUGUUUUAUACUUCACCUCUGCCCACAUCUGUCUAUUUGAGAGACUCAGUCUGCGGACAGACUCAGACUCAGCAGACAUCGUCCUUUGGGAUGAACUGACCAAAGGAAAACAUCGUUGCUGUUGCACUGUAACGCAUCAGGCACAUGAACCAGCCUGGGUUAGAAGAGUUCGUUAUCUGGCCUCUCUGGACGCCUUUGUGUCAUGCAGCACCAGCCCACAUAGCAGCGUGGUGAUUGGCUGGAGGGGAAAGGAAAGCAAGAAUUUACGAAUCACUUCUUGCUUUACAAAGAGGGGAGUGUGGGACGUGGACCAUCAUCAUGAACUCAAUCUCAUAGCCACAGCAGGUGCAGAUCAUCAGGUCCUGCUUUGGAAUCCUUAUAUGACCUCCAAGCCAGUGGGCGUGCUCAGUGGGCACGACGGCCCUGUCAUCGCUGUUUGCUUCAUGCAGAACAAGCAACAAUUGCUCAGUUACUCCAAAGAUAAGGUGUUGUGUCUGUGGGAUGUGUCCACUGAGCAGUGUGUGCAGCGUUUGGCUGGUGUGUUCCCAAACACACAAGAGGGCACGCGAACACUUCUGUUUCUCCACGAGGAGAGUCAGCUCCUCCUCAUUUCUUUCAACAGCCUGCUCCUCCUGCUGGAGACCAGACAAGAGGAGAAGAGAACCAACAGCCACGAGCACCCGGUUACCUGUGUGCUCUAUAAUGGUCUGUUCAGACAGGUAGUCAGCAGCGACUCUGCCUCCUCUGUGAUCUGUUGGCAGGCUGACACAGGCCAAAAGGUCAAGCAGUUCCACCGUUGCCAUGGCAACACCGAGAUCUCCACCAUGGCCCUGGAUGGUACUCAGACCCGUCUGUUUACUGCGGGCGCUGACGGAGAGGUCAAAGUGUGGGAUUUUAAUGGCCGCUGCCUCCACACAAUGAAUGCUGGCUUGGGUCGGCCCGUGGAGAUCUCACAGGUCCUGUUGCUGAGGAGAAGCAUUUUGGUCAUGGGAUGGGAGAGGAUGUUAACAGUAUUUCGUCUGCAUUCCUUCUCGCAGUCUUUUGUUGAGCCAUCGGAGUGGAAGGGGGGAGCUCAGCAUCGCGGUGAUGUGCUCUGUGCUGCAUUUCAGCCUCCGCAGACUCUGGUCACAGGAAGCUAUGAUGGAGAAAUAAUAGUGUGGAACAACAGCACAGAAAAAGCUCUGAGGAAACUACACUCGAGUACAGAACACAGAGAAACAGGUAAAGAGGACUCUGAGAACUUCAUCGCUGUCACCCGAUUGUUCUUCAUACCAGGACGUGCUUCUGUGGUUGCAGUUACAGGUGGUGCAGACUUGGUGUCAUGUGGCGGUUCGGGCACGGUCAGGCUCUGGAACACCGUCCACAGUCGUCUGGUGGGACAGUUCACGGCUCACAACAGUGACCUGGGGUCUAUUGUCAUGACUGUCAGCCCCUGUGGUAAAUAUUUAGCCACAGCCAGCAGAGAGGGAACCAUCAGGACAUGGGACGUCCAGCGUUAUUGUCUCGAACCCUUUGAGGGAGUAACUGAAAAACCUCCAAGACUACUGUGUAGUUCCCGCCCACACCUGGAUUGUGUGACACACCUGGAAACGUGUAUCCAUGGAGACAAGCUCCUCCUGCUCUCCGCCUCCUCCGACAGCAGCGUGGCUCUAAGCUUUCUGCCCGGAGAAGCUGUUGGUCUGUUUGGACAGGAGGAGCAGUGGUGUUUGGAAAGACCGGGCCCUUUUGACCCGCAGCAGGAACCUGGACAGGACCGGAGAGACCACGGUGGGCAGGAUGACAGCAGCCCGCGAGGGGUGAGGUCACCUCCAGCUCUUAGUGAAACUCACACCGACCAAAACGCAGAAGGAAGGAGGGAAUGUGGAGAAUCAGAGUAAACGACUCAUGGGGACUGUUUCAUAUCCACUGUGGCUCGUCCACAUGUUUUUUACUCAUAGAACAGGGAAUGGUGCCCAUUAUUUUCCAGUGAAGUAGACUGUUUGCCUUAUGGGUUCAAAAUAAUUGCACUGUAGUUUAAUAGAUAAUCAAUAAAAGUUAACUUCUAACUUCACAAGAAUUCUUAAAGUCGCUCUCUAAUUCAUUGCCAAUGGAGUAGCUUCAGGCUUUACAUGGAUUUGUUGCUCCAAAUGAAAGCUUUUGAUUCUCUAGCUUCGUAAGAUACAGAUUUUAAUGUCGGGCCUGACCUACAAUAAAUGCAUCAUAAUGUUUUUGAUGUUG